GUCGAGCGUUAAGUGCACGCUCUUCUUCCUAAAUUCAAAGUUUUAAACUUUCCAAACGAUCAGACUCCGUAAACCCUCUCUCUCUCACACAAUUAUGGAAUUCGAAACGUCUACAAUGAAUUACAUUCAAUCUGCUCGAAUUUACGACCCCUCUCGAUGGAAACACGAUCCCUACGCAGUACCACCGCCGUACACGGUCUUCUCAACCACCACCGCCAUGGAAAUCGGACAAGUUCCUCGAAUCGUUCCGGCGUCGCCGGAGAUGGAGCUCGCCGUAUCUUCUGUGGAGAGGAUAAUUAAGUACAGGUUCAAUAACAAGCGCCUACUCGAGGAGGCUCUCACACAUAGCUCCUACUCAUACUCUGCUUCUUAUCAGCGGCUUGAGUUCGUUGGCGAUGCCGCUCUCGGGAAUGCGUUCAGUAAUUUUGUUUUUCUUGCUUAUCCUGAGCUUGAUCAGGGACAGCUUACUCUGUUGCGUGCUGCGAAUGUUAGUACAGAGAAGCUUGCUCGCGUUGCGGUUCGGCUUGGGCUUUAUCAGUAUGUGAGACGCAAUGCAGCUUCUCUUGAUGAUAAGGUAAGAGAGUUUACGGAUGCAGUGAGUAAUGAGAAUGGCGCUGUUGCACAUGGUGGAUCCGUGAAAGCACCUAAGGUGCUAGCAGAUAUUGUAGAGUCAGUGGCAGCUGCGAGUUAUGUUGAUGUUAAUUUUGAUCUCCAAAAGCUCUGGGUGAUAUUUAGAGGUCUUUUGGAGCCCAUUGUCACUCCUGAUGACUUGCAGCAACAACCGCAGCCAGUGACAAUGUUAUUUGAGCUGUGUCAAAAGCAAGGAAAGAAAGUUGACUUAAAGUACUGGAGAAAUGGACCAAAGAUCAUUGUGAGUGUGUACGUGGAUGGCUGCUUUAUCUUCUCAGGGUCAUCUGAGCACAAGGAGAUUGCUAAGCUCAAUGCAGCAAAGGGAGCCUUGCAUAAAUUAUUGCAGCCGAUGGAUAUUGACAAUCAAAUGUCUGACAUGGAUACUGACAUUCAAAUGCGUGACAUUUGUGACGGCAACGGCAUCAACAAUGUCUUUGAGCUCUGUGGCAAAGAGAUGUGGCUCAUACCAUCUUACAACUUCACUAUCGAGAACAACGAGCCCUACACAUUACCACCUCUGAGCACGGCCAUCUCAACAACUGCCAUCCUCCACGAAAUUGUUCCUCGAACCGUGCCGGCAUCACCUGACAUGGAGCUUACAAUCUCUGCCGUUGAGAGAAUAAUUAAUUACAAUUUUAGGAACAAGCGCUUCCUUGAGGAGGCACUCACGCACAGCUCCUACACAAACUCCGCCUCUUAUGAACGACUGGAGUUUAUUGGAGACGCUGCUUUGGGGCUUGCAUUCUCCAACUAUGUUUAUCUUGCGUAUACUGACCUCGAUCCUGGGCAGCUUUCCCUUUUGCGUGCUGCGAAUAUUAGCACAGAGAAGCUGGCACGUGUGGCAGUCCGUCAUGAGCUUUAUCGCCAUUUGAGGCACAAUGCAUCCAGUCUUGAUGAUAAGAUGAACGAGUUUGCAGCCGCAGUGAGUAAUGAGGAUUCCACCGUGGUGCACGGUGGAUCAAUGAGAGCACCUAAGAUCCUUGCUGAUUGUGUGGAGUCAGUGGCAGCUGCCAUUUAUGCUGAUGUUAAUUUCGAUCUCCAAAAGCUCUGGGUGAUCUAUAGGGGUUUUUUGGAGCCCAUUGUCACACCCAAGGACUUGCAACCACAACCAGUGACACUGUUAUUUGAAUUAUGCCAAAAACAAGGAAAGCAAGUUCACAUAGAGCACUGGAGAAACGGAGCAAAGAACAUUGCUAGCAUAUAUGUUGAUGGCCACUUCAUUACCUCUGGGUCUUCUGAGCAGAAGGAAAUUGCAAAGCUCAAUGCUGUGAAGGGAGCGUUGCAUAAGUUAUUACAAUCAAUGUCUACGGAUAGUCAAAUUUACAACUUUUGUGAUGAAAUUGACGAUGCAGUUGAGAUGGAAGGCGCGAAACAAAAGUUACAUGAGCUUUGUGGCAAGAAGAAGUGGCCUAAACCAUAUUACAGCAUCGAGAACGAGGAUGGUCCUGCUCAUGACAAGAAAUUUGUAUGCUCGGUUAAAAUUGCAACCGUAAAUGGCAUACUUUAUAUGUCAGGAGAUCAGAAGGCGAGAGUGAAGGAAGCGGAGAAUUCUGCAGCUUCAUUCAUGAUACGUGCACUGCGGGAGUCCAGCUAUCUGCGACUCUGAUAUUGUUCCUAAAUCUGCAACGUGAGCUUCUACCACAGGUUGUAUGCUUUUCUGAGGAAAUGCCUGAAGUCGAACAUCGAGUAUCCUCCCGGAAUUUCAGUUUUGUUGAGUGCUAAAUUAUUGUGGUACUUGAGCCCUAUAACGGAUCCUGGAAAGCAAUGAACACUUCCAUCUGCUGCUGGGUUUAUCACCUCAUAGUUAGACAAUUGUUUCAAGAUUCUGUUGUACUUUUCCACCCACCAAGGCUGGAAGUCAGUGAUGAUGAACUGCAGCUGUGACCGGAAAUGGUGGCAAGUGAUGAA
Molecule: messenger RNA, 2538 nt
Organism: Tripterygium wilfordii
Lineage: Eukaryota; Viridiplantae; Streptophyta; Magnoliopsida; Celastrales; Celastraceae
Product: ribonuclease 3-like protein 2
Exons: 8
Coding region: 95-2236 (713 amino acids)
Biological process (GO): siRNA processing
Cellular component (GO): cytoplasm; nucleus
Molecular function (GO): RNA binding; ribonuclease III activity
Source: RefSeq, a predicted model, not a curated record